AUGAGGGGUGUGAGACCCUGCCUCUCCUCCCUGCUCAUCGUGUCUGUUCUGCGCUGCGACAGGUACAUCAUGACAAGCGGCCGGACUAUGGAGUCCACCAAGGAGUUCUUCCUGAAGCAUCGCUAUUUUGGCUUGAAGAAGGAAAACGUCAUCUUCUUCCAGCAGGGCAUGUUGCCUGCCUUGGGGUUUGAUGGCAAAAUCCUCCUUGAAGAGAAGGGCAAGAUCGCCAUGGCGCCAGAUGGCAACGGGGGCCUGUACCGGGCCCUGGGGGCACACGGCAUCAUGGACGACAUGGAGCGGAGGGGUGUGCAGAGCGUCCAUGUCUACUGCGUGGACAACAUCCUGGUGAAAGUGGCUGACCCCCGGUUCAUUGGGUUCUGCUUGGAGAAGGGAGCAGACUGCGGGGCAAAGGUGGUGGAGAAGACCAACCCCACGGAGCCGGUCGGUGUGGUGUGCCGAGUGGAUGGCGUCUACCAGGUGGUGGAGUACAGCGAGAUAUCCCUGGCCACUGCCCAGAAACGGGGCCCGGACGGGCGGCUGCUCUUCAACGCCGGCAACAUCGCCAAUCACUACUUCACCACCGCCUUCCUGAAGGAUGUAGUGAACACUUAUGAACCGCAGCUGCAGCACCACGUAGCUGAGAAGAAGAUCCCACAUGUGGACAUCACUACAGGGCAGCUGAUCCAACCGGAGAAGCCCAAUGGGAUCAAGAUGGAAAAGUUUGUCUUUGACAUCUUCCAGUUUUCAAAGAGGUUUGUCGUCUACGAGGUGUUGCGCGAGGACGAGUUCUCUCCCCUGAAGAACGCAGACAGCCAGAACGGCAAGGACAACCCCACUACAGCCCGACACGCCUUGAUGUCCCUGCACCACUGCUGGGUUCUCAAUGCGGGGGGGCACUUCGUGGAUGAAAACGGCACGCGCAUCCCCGCCAUCCCUCGCGUCACAAACGGAAGGUCAGAGGCCACCCCGGCAGAUGUCAAUGACAACUUGAAGGAUGCGAAUGACCUGCCCAUCCAGUGUGAAAUUUCUCCCCUCAUCUCCUACGGAGGAGAAGGUCUGGAAAAAUACGUGAAGGGCCGAGAGUUUCGCACACCUUUGAUCAUCGACGAGGACGGGAUCCACGAGCUGGUGAAGAACGGGAUGUAG
Eurypyga helias (sunbittern) is the source of this 1146-nucleotide messenger RNA. RefSeq names its product UDP-N-acetylglucosamine pyrophosphorylase 1 (gene UAP1). Bases 1 to 1146 code for a protein of 381 amino acids. Lineage: Eukaryota; Metazoa; Chordata; Aves; Eurypygiformes; Eurypygidae. Gene Ontology annotation, biological process: UDP-N-acetylglucosamine biosynthetic process. The record is from RefSeq and is a predicted model, not a curated record. The transcript has 8 exons. Gene Ontology annotation, molecular function: UDP-N-acetylglucosamine diphosphorylase activity.